GUAGGUCGUGGUUUUGUGAUGGCAGGCGUUGUAGUACACGGUAGAAGCUGAUGCUAUUACGCGCGAUAGGGCGGUAUGUUAUUUCGCGACUAGUUCUUUUUCUUUCCGUUGAACACUCAAUAAUUCGACGUAUGAACAUACAUUUCGUAACUGUGGCGAAAUAAAGCCUAUGCACUUGUAGCCAUGUGGCCAUACACCAUAGGCGUACGCCGUUAGCGCGACUGUCGUGAUCCUCGUGACAAUAUUCUUUAACAGGCAUCAGGAAGCACCGGAAGUAAUGGAGCCGACAACAAUACGAGAUUUGAAGCCAGGGAUGAAAAACCUCAGUAUUAUAUUCAUCGUCUUGGAAAUAGGGCGGCCAAACAUGACCAAAGAAGGCCAUGAAGUUCGGACGUGCAGGGUGGCUGACCGAUCAGGAUCGAUUAAUGUCUCUGUUUGGGAUGAACCGGGCACAUGUAUCCAGCAGGGUGACAUUUGCAAGCUUACCAAGGGAUAUGCUUCGCUUUGGAAAGGCUGCCUUACUUUGUAUACCGGAAAAGGUGGUGACAUUCAGAAGAUCGGAGAGUUUUGCUUGCCCUUCAGUGAAACACCAUUUAUGAGUGAACCUAACCCGGAAUUCAUGCAGCAGUUGCAGGCCAAAUUGAAUGCCAACGUGGACCAGCGGCGGUCACCGACUUCGCAGGUGGUCGGGGCCAGUGGUGACUCCUUAGGUGCUGCAGCCCUGCCCACACCAGCUCCAGGGUGCAGUCCGGUGCCGGCACGUGUGUCACUGGCUCAGCUCUGACACUCGGGCACGGGGAGGACCUCUCAGCGCCUCGUAUAGUCUGUACACUUCUUGUGGCUUCUACUCCACGGCCACACCUUUCCCUCCUUGAUAUCGUACCCUGCCCCAAGUCCCUGCACUUGUAAUGUGCUAG
Molecule: messenger RNA, 917 nt
Organism: Dermacentor silvarum
Lineage: Eukaryota; Metazoa; Arthropoda; Arachnida; Ixodida; Ixodidae
Product: SOSS complex subunit B1
Exons: 7
Coding region: 278-784 (168 amino acids)
Biological process (GO): mitotic cell cycle checkpoint signaling; response to ionizing radiation; double-strand break repair via homologous recombination
Cellular component (GO): SOSS complex
Molecular function (GO): DNA binding
Source: RefSeq, a predicted model, not a curated record